AUGUUGCCGGUACCACGCACUGGAGACUCGACAGAAGGAAAAUCAGAGCAAGCUCAAAAGUCUCCAAUUAAGAUCGUCCAGGUCGCAGGCGGCGUGUUUUAUGGAGGAACCGAUCUCCAGGAGAAAAUGACAGACCUAAUCAAACAAAUAACGAAAAUUUCUAGUAUUGGAAAGCGGAUUGAAAACGAGCGGUGCCACAUGUAUCUCAUCCCAUUAUCGCCAAAUUCUACCUCCGGAACAGUGGAGGAGAGACAGGCCGCGUACAUCAAGAAUAAGCCUAUGCUUAACCCUGGCACUAGUAUCAUUAUUCUCCUCCCUCCUGCCAUUCAGAUACAACAAUCCGAGUAA
Penicillium vulpinum is the source of this 348-nucleotide messenger RNA. RefSeq lists its product as uncharacterized. The transcript is spliced from 2 exons. The record is from RefSeq and is a predicted model, not a curated record. NCBI's taxonomy places the organism in Eukaryota, Fungi, Ascomycota, Eurotiomycetes, Eurotiales, Aspergillaceae. The coding region runs from base 1 to 348 and encodes 115 amino acids.